AUGCGAUUCAUCCUUUUUACCUUGUGUAUAUUCCUGUUCUCCGCUCUCCGUGUAUCAGCGGCGUUCGAGUCUCGGGAACUGGACCUUGACAACACCAACGAGUUUGCCAGCAGAGACUUCGACCUCAAGGAACGGAAUGUCUUCAAUUCGCGAGGAAACUCGCCUUACGAUCGUAGCUGGGCUUUCAAAAGAGAGGAACCAUUCUCUCUCGAAAUACGGGACCACGGCACUAGUGAACAAGUUACCGUUCGCCAGAACCCAAUCGUCAAAGCCUGGCGCACUGUGAAGCAGAAGAUUUGGGAUUGGAGGAACAGAGACCUGCUCAGGCAACAAGCUCAGUAUUACAGCAGACCAAGAAGAGCGCUCAACUGA
Molecule: messenger RNA, 372 nt
Organism: Coprinopsis cinerea okayama7#130
Lineage: Eukaryota; Fungi; Basidiomycota; Agaricomycetes; Agaricales; Psathyrellaceae
Exons: 2
Coding region: 1-372 (123 amino acids)
Source: RefSeq, a predicted model, not a curated record